Molecule: messenger RNA, 1773 nt
Organism: Prorocentrum cordatum
Lineage: Eukaryota; Dinophyceae; Prorocentrales; Prorocentraceae
Source: the annotation of a GenBank genome assembly
AUGGCGACCGCCAUGAUGCAGGCCAUCGCCGCGGCGAAGAAGAGCGAGAAGAAAAAGAAGAAGGCCCCCGCGAAGGAGCCGCCGGCCAAGCCGCCCCUCUUCGAGGCAGGCGACAGGGUCCUGUACUGGAGCGAGUCCAAGCGCAGCUGGGUCGACGCAGAGGUGCUGCGCCGCAGGGAGGCGGACGGCACCGUCGCCUACGACCUCAACCUCAAGUCCAAGGCCCCGCAGGCCAAGGUGCGGCCAGUUCCGGGCGAGGGGGAGGCCUUCGACCGCAGCGCGCCUCCCCCGCCGGAGGCCCCCGCCUCCGCGUUCGCGAGCUUCGACGCCUUCGGCGGCAAGGCGGCCAAGAAGCGAGGACGGGAUUCCGACAGCGAGGACGGGGAACGCCGGAGGGCCCGCGCCGCGCAAGAGCAGGCCGCGACCUUCGAGUGGGGCAGCCCCCCACCCGAGCUCCUCGCGAGGGAGGCCUUUGGAGAGCACGACGCCCCCGCCUUCAUCGACCACUUCGUCCGGCACUUCGUCGGGGCGUGGGAGGAGCAGCGCCGCGCCGGCUUCCCGGCCUUCGCGGACGCCGACCGGCGGGCCUUCGGGGGCGACGCCCUGGAGGAGGCCCGGCGCGCCGUGGUGCCGCUGCUGGUGCAGCUGGCGCGGGGCGAGAGGCUGGAGCGUGGCGAGACCAAAGACGAGAAGAUCAAGAUGUGCGGAGGGCGUACCGCCUGCGACGGCAGGCAUGUGGACGAGGCCGGCGUCUUGGAGCAGCUGCACAGGAUAGCCUCGAGUGCCGCUGUUCGUGACUAUGCGGAGGCCCACAAGGCCUACAUGAAGCUGACGUUGGGCCACAAGAAGUGGAACAACACUUGCGUCACGCACGUCUCGGCGAGUACAAUGCAGGGCGCCAGAGAGUACAGGAGGAAUCGAGACAGCCUCAACACUUACGACAUGGACCCGGUGGCCCAGAAGUACAUGCAGGCGAUGCGGAAGAUCGUGCACUUUGCGCAGCGCAUCAGACCGAAUGCCGUGCUCGCGACCAAGCACUCCGCCAGGCAGACCACCACGCGCGGACUCAGCGAGAUCGAGGAGGACCCCGCGCAGGCGCCGCAGCACCAGGCCCGACUCUGGAGCAAGGUGAAGUCCUUCAAGCACGCCGCCGCCUUGACUCGCCACACGUCCGGCCUCGUGCAGACUCGCGAGCGGAAGCCCAUCUCGGCGGCGCUGGAGAGGGACUGCCCAGGCGGCGCGGCGGGCGAGCCCGCUGACCUGGAGGCCGACAGCAGCGCCUCGGCGGACAGCGCCGCCUCGGAGGAGGCUCAGGGAGACGAGGACCCGCCGUCCGCAGACGGCGCAGCGGCUGCGCUCGGGCCUCCCAGGCAGUUGCUCGACGCGGUCGACGAGGACGCAGCAUCUGGCACCACGCACGUGGAGGUAGAGGCCGUGUCGCCCAAGACCGCCCCGUGGUCGCCAAGGAGGAGGAGGGGGAGGCGGCCGAACCCCGGCGGCGUAGCCCUGCCGGCCCUCGACGCCCCGGGCGGCGCCAGCGCGGUUGCCGACGCCGCCGCCGCGGGGCCACGGCAGCCUGCGAGGCAGCCCUCAAAGCAGCCUGCCGGGGCCGCGGUGGGCAGCUCGUUCCUGCCAUUGGUGCCAGCGCCGCCGCCAGAAGCCGCCAAAAGCGAACACUGCUGGCAGCUCGGGGGCCCCAAGCGGCUGCGCAAGGCCGAGGGCCUGUACGGAGUGCCCGUCUGGCACGAGGUGUUCGGCCGCACGCUGCGGUGA